AUGCUAUCUCCGCGCUCGCGCGCACGCUCUCCGCAUGCGACGGCUGUCCCGCGCCGGCGAAACGGACGCCCACAGGCCUGCGAGCCAUGUCGCGGUCGCAAGGUCGGCUGCGACCACCAGCUCCCCGUCUGCUCGCGCUGCAGAAAGGGGCGCAUAGAACACAAAUGUAUCUACAUGGUUGCCAAGAAUCCACCGUCUCCCACCCCUCCGCGCACCCGUGAGCUACCGUCCAACCUGCCCUCUCCGGACCGGCCUGCUAGGACGCGCAUCGUCACCAGUCCCAGGACCGCUCGGCAGGGCCAUGCGGCUAUAGAUGCGCGCCCUUCUGAGAGCGUCAGAUACGAGGCGCUGGGCUACAUGGGUGCGACCAGCUUCUCGAUCGAUCUCGAAGAAGCACAGCGCCGUCUCAUGUCCAUGCCCGGCGCCGAGGGCCCUGUCUCUUCCGUGCCGCCAUCAGAUGCACCCUCGCUUUCGCUGCGAGACUUUAACCCUCCAGCCGCGGCCAUAAAUGUUAUUCGCAACAUCCCUGAUCGCGCGUCAAGCUAUUAUCUGUUUGAGACAUAUCGAAAUAUUCACGACGCUUGGUGUCGACUUGCCGCACGCUGGUUAUUGCACUCGCUAUGGGACACUUUUGGCGACAUCCUCGAAGGAGACAGAAGUGACGAGUCCCUCUCUGUCAUGGCCAAAAAGUUAUGUCGCAAUACUUCCUCAGUGCUCCGAGAGGACCACAAGGACCCCAAGGAGUGGUUCAACGAGUUCUCUGGUCAUAAUAUGCGAUGGGAAUGCAUCGGGAUCCUCUUUGCAUACUGGAGUUCUGGGCUACUGAGCUUACCGCGAGAGACUUUUAAAGGUAGCUGCAAAGCGUUGAAUGAUAUGGACCGAAGGUCUGCCCUCGAAUUUUACAAGGAAUUGGUCGCUGAUUGCGCCAAUCUUUGCUGGAACGCGGGUAGUGGAAACACGUUGCUCUGCUUUCUGUUAUUCAAGAGGAGCCUGCUGCAAUCCAAUAUUGGCGGCGAUGGUGACAUUCGUCACUUUAGACUACAUGGAGAUCUCGUCGCAUUGACAACAUACCUGGGUCUCCAUACCUCGAGCGCGGCGUUUGGCGACCGCUCAGUUUCUGUACAAAUCAGGAGGCGGCUGUUCGCGGGCGUGUUCAACAUUGACAAACUCAUUGCCAUUUUCACCGGCCGCCCGCCUCUUCUUAGCAGGCGCUUCAUCUCUGUCUCAGAGCCGCUCGACAUUUCCGACGAGGAGCUUCUGCAAGUACCACCCCGCCAAGGCGCGCCAUACGCCGGGAUUGACAGAGCAGGGUGGAGUUUGGGAAACAAGAUCCUCCAUGUCUCGCCGCUCCGUGCGCGGUUGAUGAUGGCCUACACCCGCGACUCGAUUCUGGAGAUUGCACUUCGGAACACGCUCAUGGCCUGCGAAGCCCCGCUUCUGGAGCUCAAACAGCAAGCCAACAGAAUGUACGACGGGUUUCCUUCCUCUCUCAAGUACGCUGCGGACGACUUGCUAAACCCGGCGCUGGACCAUGUGCAAGUCUACACGCGGUUGCACAUCACGCUGGAGCACCUACACAAUGUCUUCUUCGUCGAGCGCCUGCUAUCCAAGAUGCAAGAAGGCGUUACUGCGGAGCUCGUUCGGAUCAGCCUCGAAAUCAUUGAGUUGUCGCUGAUCCCGUUUACGAACCGACAGCUGACGACGGGCGUCAUGUGUGAUAUUGACUGGCUGCUCAUGGCGUACGGGGCGCCGGCUGGUGGCGUCUUGUGCAUGGAGCUGCUUCGACCGGCGGCGGCAUCGUCCGGGGCAUCUGGUGUCAAGAAGUCGACCAUGAUUCAGUCGCUGAGUAUGCUUGUGGGUUGUCUCAACGCCGUGCCGCCAGAUGCGCCGAACUACGGCGUCAGCGCAACGCUCAAGAAGAUUAUAGAGCAAGUAUUGGACCGCGUGCUGGACCCGCCAGCAGAGACGACGGGCCAAGAGUUUUCUGUAGAGGGUUGGGAGACCGACUUCUUAGUUGAUGCUGCUGAUCUGUUCAAUUCGGAUCUUUUGGAUACAUUUGACUGGUUUCGGCCAUAA
Cordyceps militaris CM01 is the source of this 2076-nucleotide messenger RNA. Its product is annotated as fungal specific transcription factor, putative. Gene Ontology annotation, cellular component: nucleus. The record is from RefSeq and is a predicted model, not a curated record. Gene Ontology annotation, biological process: regulation of DNA-templated transcription; DNA-templated transcription. The transcript has 2 exons. Gene Ontology annotation, molecular function: DNA-binding transcription factor activity, RNA polymerase II-specific; DNA binding; zinc ion binding. Lineage: Eukaryota; Fungi; Ascomycota; Sordariomycetes; Hypocreales; Cordycipitaceae. Bases 1 to 2076 code for a protein of 691 amino acids.